AUGACACUGGUACGCAGGGCCUGGGUCCCGCCACCUCUCAAGCCCGCUGGGGCGCUGCAAAGCCUGUGGCAGGACCUGGAACCCGGUGUGGUCCACCUCUGGCGUUUAUGUUGGUCUCGGGUCGAUUUGCCUCUUGACUGGCUAAGCGAGGACGAGCGGGCGUACGCACAACAGUCGCAGUCAGCGCGUCGGCGGCGGGAGUUUUGUACCUGUCGAGCGGCCUGGCGGGCGGUGCUCGCGCGCUACUACCAGCCGCAGGCGUGCGUACCGCAAUCUGUGGCCCUCGCACGCACGGCUACAGGCAAACCCUUCCUCCAGAACGGGUAUGUGCGCUUUAACACGUCCCACACCCGGGACUGGGCCGUGCUGGCGGUCACCGGGCCGACCUCAGCCAUCGGUUGCGACGUUGAGCACCUGGACCGUCGAAUCCGCGACCCGCUUGGGCUGGCGCGGCGGCUCGGACUUGACACCUUCCAAGCACCAGCACCAGACACGCUCGCAACGCUCUCACAGCAACUGCUCUUGACCUGGAGCGAGCGCGAAGCUGUCGCCAAGGCGCUGGACGUGAGCCUCGCUCGGAUUCCUGCGACGCCCCAGUGCUCCGUGGUCAGGGUGCCGGUGCUGACGGGCCAGGUGCUUGCAUCGAUUGCAGUUGCUCCAGCACAACCCGUGAAGCGCAUCGAAGCCUUCGCGCUGGACACGCUCACACCAGCGGCGUGGCGCACCCUGGCCCAUGCACAGCCAUCAGGCGCCAUGGAGAAUGCAACAGCAAGCGAGCAGCAAGCGACCUCACCGCCUCCAUAA
Molecule: messenger RNA, 804 nt
Organism: Cyanidioschyzon merolae strain 10D
Lineage: Eukaryota; Rhodophyta; Bangiophyceae; Cyanidiales; Cyanidiaceae
Exons: 1
Coding region: 1-804 (267 amino acids)
Cellular component (GO): cytosol
Molecular function (GO): holo-[acyl-carrier-protein] synthase activity; magnesium ion binding
Source: RefSeq, a predicted model, not a curated record